Hevea brasiliensis (rubber tree) is the source of this 3706-nucleotide messenger RNA. RefSeq names its product pentatricopeptide repeat-containing protein At4g02750. Gene Ontology annotation, molecular function: RNA binding; protein binding; zinc ion binding. Bases 92 to 2875 code for a protein of 927 amino acids. NCBI's taxonomy places the organism in Eukaryota, Viridiplantae, Streptophyta, Magnoliopsida, Malpighiales, Euphorbiaceae. The record is from RefSeq and is a predicted model, not a curated record. Gene Ontology annotation, biological process: RNA modification. The transcript is spliced from 2 exons.
CCUUUUUUUUUUUUGGCAAGUCUUCUAUGGUUCUCGUCCCUUUCCCCUCCCUCUGAGAAAUGAGAGGCUAUAUGCUGGUCUUUGCCCAACAAUGCGGAGGCCAGCCGUUUCGACAUUUAAUAUUACGUUGCCGCUUGCCCGCUUCCGCUCUCUCUCCACUGUUCCUAUCCCUCUCCCUGUCUCCCAAAGCUCACCAAACCCACAAAAGCAUCUGUUUCAAUGCAACCAAAGGAUUCUACAACUUGGCAAGCUUGGCCGGAUUGAAGAGGCUCGUCAUGUGUUCGACUCAAUGUCUCAAAGAGACACUGUCUCUUGGAACUCCAUGAUCACUGCUUAUAUCCAAAAUAACAACAUUCGAGAUGCUAAAUUACUUCUUAAUGACUUUGAGUACAAGAAUGUGAGAACAUGGACCAUCAUGCUAUCUGGGUAUGCAAAAGCUGGGCUUAUUGAAGAAGCUAAAACUGUAUUUCAAUCAAUGCCUGAGCGUAAUGUAGUGACUUGGAACGCAAUGUUAGCUGGUUAUGUGCAGAAUGGUGAUAUAAAAAGUGCUAGGAACUUGUUCGACGAAAUGCCUGAGAAAAAUAUUUCUUCGUGGAAUUCUAUUAUAACCGGGUAUUCUAGAAGUGGAUUGAUGAGGGAAGCGAGGGAGUUAUUUGAUAGAAUGGGAGAGAGAAACUGCGUGUCUUGGAUGGUUAUGGUGUCUGGCUAUGUGGAGAUAAGCCAGUAUAGAGAAGGUUGGCACAUCUUUUUGAUGAUGAUGAAUAGUGGAUUGAUGCCCGACCAGGCAACUUUGGUGGUUGGACUGUCAGCAAUAAUGGGUUUGAAUAAUUUGGAUUUGAUUGGCAUUUUGAGGAAUAUAUCGAUGAAAUUGGGCUAUGAAGGGGAUGUGGUGGUGGGGACUGCCAUUCUGAAUGCAUAUAUGAGGAGUGGAAGUUUGGAUAAUGCUGCUAAAUUUUUUGAGGCAAUGCCAGUAAGGAACGAGUAUUCAUUAACUAGUAUGAUUGCUGCCUUUUCACAGUGUGGGAGAUUGGAUGAUGCGAUUGCAUUGUAUGAGAGGGAUAGGGAAAAAGGUGUUGCUACAAGGACCACAAUGAUGGCUGCAUAUAUGCAGAAAGGGAGGAUUGAUGAUGCCAGACACAUAUUUGAUGAGAUUGAGAAUCCAAAUGUGGUUACUUGGAAUGCUAUGAUUGGUGGAUAUGCUCAGAACGGAAUGCUUGAAGAAGCAAAAGCUAUAUUCUUGCAAAUGCCUGUUAGGAAUGCUGCUUCUUGGGCAGCCAUGAUUGCUGGUUUUGUGCAGAAUGGAAAUUGUAAAGAAGGUUUGAAGUUGUUUUCUGAGCUUCAUAGGACUGGGAUGGUUCCAAGUCAUUCAACCUUUACCAGCGCUUUGUUUGCUUGUGCCAACAUUGGAGAUGUUGAGAUAGGUAAACAAAUACACUCCCUUACUAUCAAGACAAGGUGUCACUCUAAUCCAUUUGUGGGAAAUGGGUUGAUUUCCAUGUAUGCAAAGUGCAAUAACAUAGGAGAUUUUUCCCAGUUAUUUAGUACGAUGAAUGUGAGAGACAGAGUCUCGUGGAGCUCACUUCUCUCUGGGCUUUCAGAGAACAACAUGUUGAAUGAUGCAUGGAACAUUUUUGAAAAGAUGCCAAUGCGGGAUGUGGUAUCUUGGACAGCUAUCAUAUCAGCAUAUGUGCAAGCUGGUCAAGCAGAAAGGGCCUUGAAACUGUUCCUUGACAUGUUGUCAGCUGGAGUGAGACCAAAAAACAUAACACUUACUAGCCUUCUAAGUGCUUGUGCCAAUCUGGGUGUAACCAAGCUUGGAGAACAGCUUCAUGGAUUGGUAUUCAAAUAUGGAUUUGAUUCAUGUUUGUCUGUGUUGAAUGCUCUAAUAUCUAUGUACUUCAAAUGUGGUAGUCUAUAUGGUUUUCAUGUCUUUGAAGAGAUGCUUGACAGGGACCUAGUCACAUGGAAUGCAGUUUUAGCUGGAUGCGCACACAAUGGAUUAGGUGAAGAAGCAACCAAAAUUUUCAAGCAAAUGGAAGAAGCCGGGGUUUUGCCAAAUGAAAUAAGCUUUUUAAAUGUUUUAGGUGCCUGUAGCCAUGCUGGGUUGGUCAAUGAAGGAUGGGACUAUUUCAUUUCCAUGACCCAGGAUUAUGGGAUGCUCCCAUCAAUUUAUCACUAUACUUGCAUGGUUGAUCUCCUUGGGAGAGCUGGAAAGCUUUCAGAAGCUGAAGCUCUCAUUCAAAACAUGCCUUUAAAAGCAGAUUGUGUGAUUUGGGAUGCACUGCUUGCCGCUUGCAUGAUCCAUCAAAACAUGGAACUUGGCCAGAGGGUUGCUGAAAAGCUUUUGCAAAUGGGGAUGCAGAGAUCUGCGACUUAUGUCUUAUUAUCAAAUAUAUAUGCAUCUCAAGGCAUGUGGGACAAAGCAAGGGAAAUAAGGGAAUUGAUGAAACACAGUGUAGUGAAAAAAGAACCAGGAAUCAGCUGGAUUCAGGUCAAGAAUAGGCUGCACUGUUUCCUUGUGGGAGACAAGAAGCAUAACGAGAUCAAUGAGAUACACUUGGCACUAAAGGACUUCUAUGGAUGCUACAGAGCUGCAGGUUAUCCAGAUACAAAUGUUGUAUUUCAGGAUGUUGAAGAGGAACAAAAGGAGAAUGAGCUUCUUUACCAUAGUGAGAAACUUGCUAUUGUGUAUGGAAUUCUGAGAACACCAACUGGUGCUCCUAUUCAGAUUAUGAAGAAUCUCCGAAUUUGUGUUGACUGUCAUUCUUUUAUGAAGUUCAUGUCCAAAGCCACUAAACGUAAGAUCAUUGUUCGAGAUGGAAAUCAAUUUCACCAUAUAUGGGAUGGUACAUGUUCUUGUGGGGAUUACUGGUGAGCAUGGUGCGGCAAAAGUGCCAAAUUGAAACCUUCUGCUUCGUUUUGUUGAGCAUAUAUUGUACAAGUUGCUGCUCCCAAGAUGCAAUGCUUAUCAUGUGAUGCUCAGUGAAUGCUUGCUGAAAUAGAAAGUUGAAGGCAAGAUUGGAAAAAUGAUUGAUCCAAAAUAUGCUGGUGAGAUCAUUAUCCUGAAGUUGUUAAAUCUUAGUUUGUUUUUGGACUUUAGAUUUUCUUGUCCAUACUUAUGUGACAAGUUGUGCUCAUUAUUUCUUUUCUAGUGUGUUUUCAGUGUGGGGUUAAAAGCAGUGAUUUAUCUUAUACGAAGGCUGCUCAGUUGAAUGACGACUCGUUUCAGGGAUCAAAUGUCAGAACUGAGAUGUGAUCUGGUAAACAUUUUAGCUGCCUGAGUUGCGGUCCUUGUCACCAUGCAAGAAGAUUAUUCCUUUGUUAGCUUUGGAAGCAGUGCAUUGAUUCUCUUAAUGUCAUGAAUCCCAUUCAAUGAAGCAGCCUGGUUUGCUAAUAUUUACAAUGGAGAUUAUAGAGGUAUUUAGUCCAUUGAAUCUUUGGUUGUCAAAGGCUGCGAAGUCGGUGGAUUCAGCAGUUCAUGAAUGGUCUAUGUUGACCUCAAAAUCUGCUAGCAAGCAAAUAGACUUUACUGCUAAUUCAAUGUGUUACUGUAGGAGGGGGGCAUGAAGCGAAAUAUCAUUCAUUAGAAUUAUAUAAGAUACACAAGGUAAUGCCCAGAAAAGAUAGUGGAGUCACAAUGGUCUCACUUAAGUACCACCUCCUUAGACAGCAUUUUUUAGCCAUGCACUUCAUACAAUUCUAAUAG